CCAGACAGUGUUUAAUAUCCAAACACUGACAUACCCUUCGGUGACCAGUCAUUUUUAUCUACAUACACUCAUACUUUCCAUUAGGCUGUGUUUUAGGAGUGUUUAUGAAUUGAACUGAUUCCCACAUGUACAGUAACUAAGGCCUGUGUGUGUGUGUGUGUGUGUGUGUGUGUCUGUGUGUUGAAGGUGGUACCCACAUGGACAUUCAUGGUUAAUGACUGAUAGCUGCUGAUAUCAGAGAGGAGACUGUUGGUUUGCUGUUGGUUGUACAUUUGGAAAUUCUUCUUGGGUAUACACGUCUGUGUGUGUACACUGUCAAUUCUUUUCCAUUUCAUAGACUUAAACUGUAAAAUUCAUUUUUUGCAGGCUUUAAAUGCUUUAAAUGCAAUAGUUUACAAUACAAUACCAUAUUUCUUGUGUACAUUUAACAGAAUAUGUGUGGCUACUAUGGUGGAAAUUUUUUAUUAUAAAUAAUGUAUUCAUAUGAGAAAAUACAGCUAAAUUACAGUAAUAUAUGGCAUGACGGAAGUUACAGUUGCCUGCUGUCAAUUUACAUUACUGUACUAUGUGAUGAUGCAGUAAACUACUGAAAUAUAGGACACAUAGAAAACAGUCAUUUGCUGUGAAUGUACAGUAAUGCAACUAGUAGCUAGGAAUGUAUCGCAAACAUACAGUCAAAUAUUUGACGGUAUACGUGUGUGUGGAGUCACACAGUUAACUUUAAGUUGGUGUGUAUUUUUAGUACGCAAAUAAAAGGUGUGUAAGAAACAACGAGUCUGAAGAAGAAACAAAGACAAAGUCAUUGAUAGUGAGAGUUGUUCACCGUGUGUGCGUGUCUGUGUGUGUGUGCGUGUGCGUGUGCGUGUGUGCGUGUGCGUGUGGGGACGACAGAAGUGCAGGUUUGGGCAGGGUCAACAUGUGACGUUGUGUGUUAGGGGAGUAUCUUGAGCUUCCAGCUCUCAGUCAUUCACUCAGACUCUCACACACACACACACACACACACAGAGAGCGGGAUAGGAGACAACAGCAAAGCAUCAGAGAUAACAAAGAAGAAAAGGUGCACGAGAAGUCAAAUUAAAGAAGAUGGCAAUCGGCAAGAAUUCCAGGAAAAGCUCGUCCAGAAGCUCAAUCCGGGCUCCAAAGUUUCUGGAUAAAUCCAGCGGCUUCUACGGUCGCCUGGAUGAGCCUGAAACCACCACAGGAGGAGAAGAGGUGAAGGGAAAUCAUGUAGAGGACAGAGGGAAUGGCAUAGAAGACGCUAACACAGAGAGGAGAGUGAGUACCACAGCCCCAGGUGUGGUGCACAGUUCUGGGUCGAAUGAGGACGAGGAGGAUGAGGCAUUUGAUUUCAAUGAGGGGUCGAUUGAGGAUGAUGGUGAGACUCUCCUGAGCAGGAAACCCAAUCGCCUCAGCAGCAAGUGGAAGAGAAGCUCCAGGAGGAAACAGAAGGACCGGAAGGUCAUGGAGGAUUCAGCCCAGGAUGAGAGACCCGGUCUAGGCAUGGAGAGUCCUGCUGAGCCCCAGGCACUGGAGGCCACCGCGGUGAUAACUGAGGUAGAGGUGGAGAAACUGAAGAGGAUGGAGGAAGAAAACGAAAAGGUGGGAAGAGGAAAGGAGCCUGCACUUGUUCACUUUCAGGUACGGGAGGAUAAGGAUGACCAAGUCCUCAUUAGGGACAAGAAAAGGGCAAGAGAAGAAAAGGGAGAAGAGGAGAGGAGGAUGGAGAGAGAGCAGGAGGAGGGAAUGAAAAUGCUGAAGAGGACUACGAUGAGGAAUUACCGCAAGACCUUGGACCGAGCCUUGCGUCGCGGCUGGGAGGCUUUCAUCACCAACCUCUACAGUGUCACGCUCACACCAGUGACUCCCUCCUCGCCACCUUCCCCUUCUUUAAAAAAGAAGCAACAGCACAACUCAGUAUUAGCCGAGUUCCGGUAGAACCGGGCCCUUUUUUAAUAUUUGCUUUGUUCAAAUCAUGAUUUAUGUUGAAUCUGUGAGGACUUUUACAGCCACAUAUGUGUGUGUGUCAUGCAUUCGGCCUCAGCGAACAUUAAUUAUUUAUGUUACUUCCUGAGUCUUAAUUACUCGACAUUAGAUUCGCUGCCUUUUCAUUUAACAGUGUUUUCAUGUACAAACAGGAGCUGUGGGAGCUAAGUAAGUUGAUUUUACAUUGAAGUCUAUGAGACUGGUUUGAACUUCAAAAGCAGCCUUUAUAUGACGGAGUUCAACUAAACCUGGUUCCCUCCUUCUAUGUCACUAAUUUCAGAUUUCAGUGUAAGAAUGUCUUAACAUCUUAAAUCCAGUUCACUAUUAAAACCUCCUUUGGUUUAGCACAAUGAAACUAGUGAUGUGUUGAUGUGUAAACAAAGGCAAUGGGACAUUGUGGACGUUUGUUCUGGUGAUAUUCACAUAUCUGUGAGGUGAUCACUGCCGUUAAUCAGUAAUCGACUGUGGUUAAUGAGACAUGGACAAACACACUCAUGCACACAGAAUGUCUGUGUCUAGACUCUCAUAUUAAAAUGAAUAAGAGUAAGAAUUUAAGUUUUCACCAACUCUACCAAGUUUUCCCCCCAUGUGUGCACUCAGAAGUACACAUGUGAUGUCAGGUAGAGCCUGACAGUGUUUGCUCUCAUAGCUCUGAGUGUGUUCCAGUGAAGGUUAUUUAACCUGAAGGAGCAAUGUAUGAUGGAGAAUGAAAGAGCCUUUUUUUGUUUUUGUUUUUAUGCAUUCAUAAAUUCUGAUUUAAAAACCAACCAACAUGUCAAACAGAAUUUGUAAAGUAUUAAUGGCCAUUGUUUAAUAAAGCAACCAUGUUUACAAUA
Messenger RNA from Solea solea (common sole), 2819 nucleotides. RefSeq lists its product as uncharacterized. Bases 1084 to 1935 code for a protein of 283 amino acids. Lineage: Eukaryota; Metazoa; Chordata; Actinopteri; Pleuronectiformes; Soleidae. The record is from RefSeq and is a predicted model, not a curated record. The transcript has 3 exons.